AGUGAGUUUGGGAUGAAGGCGGAUAAAGAAAGCUGUGAUAGAGUGAGAGUUGAGCGAGAUUUCGAGGCGUUAAUGUGGCGAGGCGGAGUGAAGAGGGCAAGCAUGAAAGGAGGUGGGGGGGAGUGAUAACGUGGCAAAAGAUGGGAGAGGCUGUGUCAUUGUUGGAGAGCUCAGAUAUGUGGACAUGUUGUAUACACACAGGGAGGCAGAGAGAGAGGCUGGUGCAGCGGCAGGAAGCAGCGGGAGGAGUCGCGAGAGGAGAGGCGAAUAAAACUCCACGCCCCUCUCUGCCGAGCAUCCAUUUACUGUGCAGCUGAUGUCUGCUGCUUCACUGGAUGCGUACAGACUCAGCAGUAACAGAAGACAAAAAAAAAACCCCACAGUGCACUGGGGCUCUGGUGGAUUUGGAUUACAGCACUCAGGAGUAUAUCAACCUGCCACUGUGGAGAACAAGAGGCACAGGAAGAGGUCUGUUGCAUCAUUUUUUUUUUUUUUUUUACAAGAAAUAUCCACAUUGGAUACCCUCAGAGGGAAGGAGUAUUUAUAACACAGAGUCUCACUGAAGCUGCUCUGUGCUGCGUGAAAACUGUCUGAGGAGGAUCUGAAGAAUUCAUCCAACUGAGGAGUGGCGUAAGAAAGCUGCAGUCUCUCCACUUUAUCUACCUGGGAUCCUACAGGUUGCUCUCAAGCUCUCAAGUUUUUCAAACAUGACCACCAUGCAGAAGCUGCUGCAGCUGCCGGUGAACGCGGUGAACAUCGUGAAGACGGUGCAGAGUCAGGUCCAAGGCCAGGAGGAGGACAAGAGCCCCGUGCUGACCCCUGACAGCGGGCAGCAGGCCUGGUACAGUGCCCUGCAGCCCGACGAGCUGCGCCACCUUCGAUCUGGGGGUACAGGAGGAGGAGGAGGAGGCGGAGGUGGAGGAGGAGGCGGUGGAGACAAUGAGGAGCGAGCACUAUCGGAGGAAGGUGGUGGAGGUGGUGGCAGUUUCCAAACUCAACCUUUGCGACAUGACGACUUGAAGGAGAUGCUGGACAGCAACAAAGACUCGCUGAAGCUGGAGGCAAUGAAGCGCAUCGUGGCUAUGAUCGCCCGAGGUAAAAAUGCAUCAGAUCUCUUCCCUGCUGUGGUGAAAAAUGUGGCCUGCAAAAACAUUGAGGUGAAGAAGCUGGUCUAUGUUUACUUGGUGCGAUAUGCCGAGGAGCAGCAGGAUCUCGCUCUGCUCUCCAUUUCCACUUUUCAGCGAGGGCUGAAGGAUCCGAACCAGCUGAUCAGAGCCAGCGCUCUGCGAGUCCUCUCCAGCAUCCGAGUCACCAUCAUCGUCCCCAUAAUGAUGUUGGCCAUCAAAGAGGCUGCCUCUGAUAUGUCUCCAUACGUCAGGAAGACGGCUGCUCACGCAAUUCCUAAACUCUACAGUUUGGAUCCAGAACAAAAGGACCAGCUGAUUGAAGUCAUAGAGAAACUCCUCGCUGAUAAAACCACGCUGGUGGCAGGAAGCGUUGUCAUGGCUUUCGAGGAGGUGUGUCCGGAGCGCAUUGACCUGAUCCACAAGAACUACAGGAAGCUGUGUAACCUCCUGAUCGACGUGGAGGAGUGGGGGCAGGUUGUCAUCAUCAACAUGCUGACUCGCUACGCCAGGACCCAGUUCCUCAACCCAAACAUGAAUCAGGAGUCCCUGCUGGAGGAGGGAAGCGACAAGACCUUCUACGGCUCAGAUGAAGAUGAGGACGAGGACGAGGAGGAGAAAGAAAAGAAGGCAGAGGCGACCACCAUGGCCAAGAGGAAGCCGUAUGUGAUGGAUCCAGACCACCGGCUGCUGCUGAGGAACACCAAGCCGCUCCUGCAGAGCCGCAACGCAGCUGUGGUGAUGGCUGUGGCCCAGCUGUAUUUCCAUCUUGCCCCUAAAGCAGAAGUUGGGGUGAUUGCCAAGGCCCUGGUCCGUCUCCUAAGGAGCCACAGUGAGGUCCAGUAUGUCGUCCUUCAGAACGUGGCAACAAUGACGAUUAAGAGAAGGGGAAUGUUUGAACCGUACCUGAAGAGUUUCUACAUCCGCUCCACAGACCCGACCCAGAUAAAAGUCCUCAAGCUGGAGGUUCUCACCAAUCUGGCCAAUGAGACGAACAUUUCCACCAUCCUCAGAGAGUUUCAGACGUACAUUAAAAGCAUGGAUAAAGACUUUGUGGCCGCCACGAUCCAAGCCAUCGGCCGCUGUGCUACUAAUAUCGGCGAGGUGAGGGACACGUGUCUGAACGGCCUGGUGCAGCUGCUGUCCAACCGAGACGAGCUGGUUGUAGCUGAGUCUGUGGUGGUUAUUAAGAAGCUGCUGCAGAUGCAACCAGAGAAGCACAGUGACAUCAUAAAGCACAUGGCGAAACUAACAGACAACAUCCAGGUGCCGAUGGCGCGGGCCAGCAUCCUGUGGCUGAUUGGAGAAUAUUGUGAGCAUGUACCGAAGAUUGCCCCAGAUGUCCUGAGGAAGAUGGCCAAGUCGUUCACCUGUGAAGAGGACAUUGUCAAGCUACAAAUCAUCAAUUUGGCUGCCAAGCUUUAUCUCACCAACUCUAAACAGACCAAACUGUUGACGCAGUAUGUUCUCAAUUUGGCCAAGUAUGACCAGAACUAUGACAUCCGUGAUCGGGCACGCUUCAUCCGCCAGCUCAUUGUGCCCACUGAGAAGAGUGGAGCUCUCAGCAAGUACGCUAAGAAACUGUUCCUCGCCCUCAAGCCUGCACCGGUGCUCGAGUCUCCAUUUAAAGAUCGAGACCACUUCCAGUUGGGUUCAUUGUCCCACUUGCUGAAUGCCAAGGCUGGCGGCUACCAGGAGUUGCCUGACUGGCCUGAAGCCGCCCCAGACCCCUCCGUGCGCAACGUGGAGGUUUUUACGCUGCUUGAAAGAGUCACAACAUUAACGAGUGUGCCUGAAUGGACCAAGUGCAGCAGCCGAGAGAAGAGGAAGGAGAAGAAAGUGGAGAAGCCGUUCUACUCUGACUCGGAGGGCGAGUCUGGGCCGACAGAGUCAGCUGACAGUGAGUCGGACUCUGCCAGCGGCUCUGAGAGUGGCAGUGGCAGCGAGGACAGCGGGUCGGGAUCAGAGAGUGAAGAGAGCGAGGAAGGCUCCGAGUCUGAGGAUGAGGAGGAGGAUGAGGAGGAGGAGAAGGACAAGAAGAAGAAAAAGAAGGAAUUAAAGAAGCCGGUGCAAGAAAGUGAAAGCGAGCAGAGCAGUGAAGAAGAAGAGAGGAAGCAUGACAGGAAGAGUAAACAACGUAAGAGCGACUCAGAGUCUGAAUCUGACGAUGAGGACGAGAGCGAGUCUGAAAGCAGCCAAUCAGAGUCCGAAGACUCUGAGUCUGAGACAGAGGUCAAAAAGAAAAAAAAGGCAGCUGAAUCAAAACCUCCGUCUAAACCUGUCAAGAAGGAGAGCAAGAAAGAGAAGAAAGAAAUGUCUCUGCUCGACCUCGAUGAUUUCGAACCUGCUCCCUCUCCUCAAGUCACACCCGUCAACACCUUCCUGUCCAACAGCCUUGUGACCGACCUGGAGGGACUGUCUCUGUCUGACGCUGUUCUCUCUCCAGCAACCAUCGCUCCCUCCAGUGCACUGAAGAGCUACGAGCUGCUGCACCGGAUCACAGGGGAGGGUCUGUCGGUGGAGUACUGCUUCAGCCGACAGCCGUUCAGCCCUGACGGCAACAUGGUGGCGGUGCAGAUGCAGUUCACCAACAACGCCACCUCCGAGACCAAGAACCUGCACAUGGAGGACGUGAAGCUCCAGUCUGGGAUGAGGGUGAAAGAGUUUUCUGAGAUUGAGCUGCUGCCAGCAGGUGAAACAGCCACAGCCGUGAUGGGCAUCGAUUUCUGUGACUCAACACAAGCUGCAAACUUCCAGCUGUGCACUCACACCAGGAAAUUCUUCGUGUCGAUUCAGCCGCCGGUCGGGGAGCUGAUGAGGCCCGUCUUCCUGACAGAGAAUGAGUUUAAAAAGGAGCAAGGUCAGCUAAUGGGUAUGAACGAGAUCACGGAGAAGCUAACCCUGGAUGCAAAGUGCCGGAACGAACACGCUAUUGUCCAGAGGGUGACCACCGCCGCCAACCUCAGCAGAGUCCCCUGUGGGUCAGAUAAAGAGUGCAGGUUCGCCGGCAGGACGGUGACCAGCAGCAGCCUGGUGUUGGUCACCGUGGCGACCAAAGAGGAAGGAGCCGCCCAGCUGACGGUCAACUGUGAGAAAAUGGUGAUCGGCACGAUGCUGGUGAAGGACAUCCUCCUGGCUCUGACGCAGUGACGUGUGACCUUUUUGCCCUCUGCCGCCCCCCCUCGCCCCAACACGCCUCUCACAUGUCAUCCAUCACACGUGUAGCAUCUCCUCCAUUCUCCUGUUAGCAGCAUCGGCGAGGAAGUUUCCAGAAUGUUUUAACUCCAGUUUGUUGUCUGUUCAGGAGCCCUCUACUUUUACAAAUUACUCCUUUAUUUACUGAAUGCCACAGUUGUACGUGAUAUUUACGACAAUCAGACAUGACCUGAUAUGAAAUCCCUCCCUGACAUGACUUCAUCCAAAUAUAGAUAGGUUGGAACGUAUUUUUUCUUCCCAGAGCCGAUUUAUUGGACUCCAGUUUCUGAAUUAACCUAAAUUUGAUUUGUGUAUCUUUUAAACUUGAAAUCUACUUAAAUGAAAAGCAGAAUUUGCUCAUUGUAUAAACAGGACCGGAGACAAGCUUGAAGGUUCAAACGUUUAUAGAACACAAGGUCCACUUACUUUAUGUUUUGAAGGCUUUCAGCUACAGUUUGUGGUCUUCCUCUCGGCAGAUGGAGUGACUUGUUUGUUGUGGACUGAGACUGACUGAAGGCAAGGCGAGUUUAUCUGUAUAGCACCUUUUAACAACAGUGCAACUCAAAGUGCUUAAAGGGCGGGUCCAUUAUUUAUUUAUUUAUUUAUUUAGAGGGUUUCAAGGGCCGUUGUGAGCAUUUAUACUUGUGCGGUGGUGUGUCUGUGUCACUCUGCAGUUACACCUCCAGAACACUAGUCGAUGGUGGGGUUGUUUCUGUGAAGUGCUGUAAAGUUUAAUUGAUUGAAAACAGACAAACACAUUUUCCCCACAAAUACAACAUGCUAAUGUUUUUAGCACAAGCCUAUGGCAUUUUACAUUGUAUAAAUUAGCCUAGCAGCUAGCAGACUUUUCCUCUACUCAUAUAAAACCAGGGACAACAGCAACAUUUUCAGCUUACAGAAAUAGACAGGGGAUCUGCAUCGCCAUGACGUGUAGUUACGUUUCUGGGGAGGUGCACAUGAGGUUACUUAGUCAGUUGAAGCUCACCUAAAUUUUUCUGGGAGUUUGUUCCAUAUAAUGUGACACAGAGAAGUUAAUGAAUGCUGUUUAGUUUUGACUCUGGGAACAAGUAAGAAGAUCCAGCAGUUCAUUAUGUAGCAACAGAUCAGAGAUGUGUCACAGCAUCAACUGAGAGGACGUUAAUGUCUUGAUGACUCGGAGAAGCAUAAAUGAGACCAUUCGCAUCCAAUGAUAACACUCCAAAAUAUGAACAGCUUCAUUAUUUCAAUGUUAUGUACUAAGGUUAUGUGAUAGAGACUCCAUCUGUUGAAGAAGGCCGUGAGAUUUUUUUCGAGUGUUUCAAACACACAGUGAGUGAACUUUGUGUUAAGAAUUAAUUCAUCAAAACAAAAAGGUCUUUUCUUUCUCUUAAAAAAUAAUCCAUUUUUCACCCAUAAAAUUAAGUUUAUUUUAAAAUGUUUUAGCUUGUUAGUUUUUAGCAAUCAGACUAUUUUAAGAUGUAGUUAAUAUAAGUAAUAGAUUACACUGUAGUACAAAUUCCCCUCAAAACACCACGAUAAAACUCAGACUGUCAGGUCAGUAAAUCACUCAUUCAGUUAUUUGAAGUACUUGAAUGUAGCACGAAGGCUCGACUGAGACAAUGACUACCUAUAACUGAAUCAUUUUGGCACAAUAAAUCAAUAACUGCUCCGCCGGGGAUCAAAGACGGACCUUCAUCUCAAACUCGCCGUCAUAGUGCACAUGUUCAUCACAACAAGAGGGGCGUUUAUAAAAACUGAAGAUGUAUAAAUGUUACUGUAUGUAUUGCAACAUGUAAUACAGUACUGCUAUAAGUAAGUUGUGAUGUGUGUGUGUGUGAGUGAGUGUGUGUGUGAGUGAGUGUGUGUGUGUGUGUGUGUGUGAUGACACUGAAUACUGACCUGUCAAACAUUAAACCUGCUGAAUGACUCAAAGUGACACUCAACUUGAAAUCAUCAUGAAGCACAUAAAGAAAAUAACAUAUAGGAGAUAAAGAAACUAAGACAAGUGUUACAGGACACAAAGAUUUUCAACACUUUAAAUAUUACAUUAAAUUAUCGAUUUAGAGAUUUGUCUUGUUCAAAUUAUGGCAGAAUUGUAGAAAAUGAAAAUUAUUUCUAGGGUUUCUAUUAACACUGAUUAAUCAUUAUUUAAUAAUCUGUUAAUUAAUAUUUUCUUGAUUUUUCAUUGGCCCAUAAAAUGUGAGAAAAUAUCAGUUUAAUAUCACAGGAAAUUGAUUUAACACUCAUUCUUAAAAACUGGGACAAAACCUUAUUUCGUGCUUUUUGAUUUUUACGCUACAAUUAGGGUGGGAAAAAAAUAUUUAAAAAGAUCAGUCUUGAUAAUUAAACCUUGUAAUGGGCCUUUUUUUCCUCAAGUAGCAUACAUAACAAUAACAAUUAUAAUAAUACUUGAUUUGUAUAGCAUUUUUUUAAAACAGUUACAAAGUCCUUUAUGAGAUAAAUAAAAUAGUGUACACCAUCAAGAUAAAAAUAUUGAACAUAGGCUAAGACCAGAUAAAUCAGUAUGUAAUAAAAAUAAAUAAAUAAAUAAAUAAUAAAAUUGAUUUAAAAAAAAAACUACACACAUGAUAGUUGUCAGAGGUCAGAUCUAAUGAGGCUGAUGUCUUAUGGAGUUACCAAGAGUUCUCUUAAAGGUAGGAUCUGGAGGAUUUUCAAACAAAACAAAAUAUAGACAUAUACAAAUGAAAUCCUGCUUAAUCAUCACCUGUGGGCUUCUACUCGUGUGGUGGUGACUCUGUUUGCAGAGCUCCUGCCCUUUGACUGUAUUUUGAUAUUUUUGUGAGCUCGGACCGCUUCUGGGCGGAGAUUUACCCAGCCAAUGAGAGACCGCAGGUGCCGUGCCUGAACGUGUCCGAACGUGCGAGCCUUGCCUGAACCUCUUCUGUGAAGCCUUUUUCCGUACCUCCAGGCUCCGUACACCCGGGAGAGUUGAGCCUGAUAGGAGGGGCCGGAUUUGAAUGUGUGUUUACAAACAGCAACUGGAAAAUCCUCCAGACCCUACCUUUAAUGCUAAGCAAAAUACUCAUUUUCAAACUUUAAUUUGUAUUUAGUUUUGAUUUAGAGCAGCUACAGAGUUAACAUGUUAUGGUUGAGACACACCUGACAGCAACUUUAUUUAAUUAAUGUAUCCUAAAAUAUUAAAGAGAUAGUG
Molecule: messenger RNA, 7470 nt
Organism: Epinephelus fuscoguttatus (brown-marbled grouper)
Lineage: Eukaryota; Metazoa; Chordata; Actinopteri; Perciformes; Serranidae
Product: AP-3 complex subunit beta-2
Exons: 28
Coding region: 708-4274 (1188 amino acids)
Biological process (GO): vesicle-mediated transport; intracellular protein transport; anterograde synaptic vesicle transport
Cellular component (GO): membrane coat; AP-3 adaptor complex
Source: RefSeq, a predicted model, not a curated record